This is a messenger RNA of Meleagris gallopavo (turkey), 811 nucleotides long. RefSeq names its product solute carrier family 67 member 1 (gene SLC67A1). NCBI's taxonomy places the organism in Eukaryota, Metazoa, Chordata, Aves, Galliformes, Phasianidae. The record is from RefSeq and is a predicted model, not a curated record. Gene Ontology annotation, cellular component: nuclear envelope. Gene Ontology annotation, molecular function: transmembrane transporter activity. Gene Ontology annotation, biological process: transmembrane transport.
UCUUACCUGUAUUUUUUUUCUUUUUGCAGCGUUUUUGUUCCCAUGUAUGUUGGGCUGGUGGGAAGUCUCAUAAAUACCAUGAUAUCAAUACUUUGGAUCCCUUCUCCAGCUAAGCGGAAGUCAGAACAACGUAAGACAGAACACAGUAGUGUAUUCAACAUCAGAGAAAUCCUACGUGUGAUGAAGUUUCCGGGAGUAAUGGAAAUCUUCUUAGUCAAGGUCCUUUCUGGAUUUCCCAUAGGUUUGUUCCUGAUUAUGUUUUCCAUCAUCUCGAUUGAGUUCUUUGGAUUGGAAGCAGUGGAGUCUGGAUACCUGAUGUCAUAUUUUGGUGUCCUUCAGAUGGUUGUCCAAGGCCUGGUGAUUGAAAAACUCACAAGCCGUUGCACAGAGCAGACCCUGCUCAGGCUGAGCAUCCUCGUCUUUGCCGGCGUGGGGCUGGGCAUGGCCCUGAUGAGGACCGUAUGGCAUUACUGCAUCAUCGUGGUGCCGCUGGUGUUUGCCUUCAACAUGCAGGGCACCAUCACUGACAGCAUUCUCACUAAAGCUGUGCCUUCCUCUGACACUGGGGCCAUGCUGGGGAUCUGCGCCUCUGUCCAGCCCCUGACGAGGACGGUGGGCCCAACCCUCGGUGUCAUUCUGUACAAGCAGUUUGGAGUCUCCUCCUUUGGCUACUUGCAGCUCAUUGUCAAUGUCGGUUUGUUUGUUUAUCUCUUAAAGAGCAAAAGCCCACUGAGAGAGACAAAAAGCCACUAAUUCACGAAAACUUCCUCUUCUCUUUUUCCACAGAAAUAAAAAAAGGAACGUUGUUGUA